UCCGUCGUCUGGCACGGUUUGACAACUGCGAGAGGUGUCAGGUACACGUCGUCAACAGAUUUCUGAAGGUUUGACGGGCGCAUAGCUUUAUAUGCGAUACCGGGAGCGCGCUCGUCGUCUCUCUGGGAUCGCAGUGCUAUUCACGAGCCACGUAACUUGACUGACGAGGAGAGCGUCGUCGCAAAGUGUUCGCCCGGGAGAUCUCGGAGGAUCUAAACGCGCCAGCGAGGAGGUUAGAUUUUCCAAGUCGCCUACAAUUCCUCUGCAGAGAGUCAUGGCGAGCUUGCGAGACCGGCAGAUAAACGCGCUGAAGCAAAUGCUGAAUUUCAAUCGGUCCGAGCCGCGACUGGAGGAGGCGGUGCCGACGUGGAAGAUCCUGAUCUACGACCGCCUCGGCCAGGACAUCAUCUCGCCGCUGAUAUCGGUGAAGGAGCUGCGCGAGCUCGGUGUCACGUUGCACAUGCAGUUACACUCGGACCGCGACAGCAUCCCCGAGGUGCCGGCGAUCUACUUCUGCGCGCCGACGGACGAGAACCUGGGCAGGAUCGGGCAGGACCUGCAGAACGGCCUGUACGACAUCUAUCACCUGAACUUCAUCUCGCCGAUCUCCCGGCAGAGGAUGGAGGACCUAGCGGCCGCGGCGCUGCUCGGCGGCGUCGUCGCCAGCAUCCACAAGGUGUACGACCAGUACGUCAACUUCAUCACGCUGGAGGACGACCUGUUCAUGCUGCGCCAUCAGAACAGCGACGCGAUAUCCUACCACGCGAUCAAUCGCGGCGACGUCAAGGACAGUGAGAUGGAGUGCGUGAUGGACGUCAUCGUUGACUGUCUGUUCUCGGUGUUCGUCACGCUGGGCACUGUACCUAUCAUAAGGUGUCCCAGGGGCAACGCCGCUGAGAUGGUCGCCAAGAUGAUCGACAAGAAGCUGCGCGAGAACGUGUGGGACGCGAGGAACAACCUGUUCGAGGGCGAGCCCUGCGCUACCGGUCACUACAGCUUCCAGAGGCCGCUGCUCAUCGUGUUGGAUCGCAACGUCGACAUGGCCACACCGCUGCAUCACACAUGGACGUAUCAGGCGCUGGCGCACGACGUUCUGGAGAUGGCACUGAACCGGCUGGUCGUCGAGGAGAGCGUGGGCCGUUCUCCCGCGGGUGGCACGCGCUCCAAGACGCGCGCCUACGAGCUGGACAACAGAGAUCGUUUCUGGUGCCAACACAAGGGCAGUCCGUUUCCCAGAGUGGCGGAGGCGAUCCAGGAGGAGCUCGAGCAGUAUCGCACCUUCGAGGAGGACGUGAAGAGGCUCAAGUCGUCGAUGGGCAUCGACAACGAGAGCGAGGUAGCGCUGUCGAUGGUGUCUAACAACACGGCGCGGCUCACGAGCGCGGUGAAUUCGCUGCCGCAGUUGCUGGAGAUGAAGCGGCUGAUAGACAUGCACACGUCGGUGGCGACCGGUAUCCUGAACGCGAUCAAAUCGCGGCGGCUGGACACCUUCUUCGAGCUGGAAGAGAAGAUCAUGAGCAAGCAGACGCUCGACAGGAGCGUGCUCGAGACUAUCGGCGAUCCGGACUGCGGUACGCCCGAGGACAAGCUGCGUCUCGCCAUCAUCUAUUACAUCUGCACGAACACGUCCGACGCGGAGUACGGCAAGCUCGAGGCAGCUCUCACCGCGGCCGGCUGCGAGCUCAGCCCGUUGGUCUACGUGAAACGACUGCGCAGCUAUACUAGGAUAGCCGAGAUCCAGAGCAACUACGAGGGCGGCGGCACCAAGACCGUGAGCAUGUUCUCCAAGCUGAUGAACCAAGGCUCGUCGUUCGUCAUGGAGGGCGUGAAGAAUCUGGUAGUGAAGAAGCACAAUCUGCCGGUCACCAAGAUAGUGGACGAGCUGAUGGAGUCCAAGCAGUCGUCACGGACUGAGGAGUACCUCUAUCUCGACCCGAAGCAGCUCAAGCACACCGAGCACAUGCCGAAGAACCGACCGACCUUCCAGGAUGUGAUAGUCUUCAUGGUGGGCGGCGGCAAUUACAUCGAGUAUCAGAAUCUGGUGGAUUACGUGAAGCAACGCAGCGGUGCCGGCGUGAACAAGCGAGUGAUCUACGGCUCGACGACCUUUAUCAACGCCAAGCAAUUGCUCAAGCAACUCUCUCUGCUCGGGCAGGAGGUUCACUCGUGAACGCGCGACGCUCGUCGCUCCUAUCAUUUCUUGCGUUAUCUCGGAUCACGCUUUUCCUUAAUAAAACUGUCAGUAGCUCUUGUACAAAGUGUACGAUAAAAAAUAAAAUGCGGCCCAUUGUUUUUAGC
This is a messenger RNA of Ooceraea biroi (clonal raider ant), 2298 nucleotides long. It is a transcript of the gene Slh, whose product is annotated as sec1 family domain containing Slh. Lineage: Eukaryota; Metazoa; Arthropoda; Insecta; Hymenoptera; Formicidae. The record is from RefSeq and is a predicted model, not a curated record. Gene Ontology annotation, biological process: vesicle-mediated transport.